AGAGGGGACAAGGGGAUGAGCGCGGUGCCCUCUCCUGCGGGGACAAAACCGCGACAGAGCGGGGGCGACGCGGCUGCGGAGAACCGCGGGCUGCGCUCCGUGGGACCCCCCCGGGGAUGCACGAACCCCUCCCGGGGCACCCCCGCCCCGCGGGGGGACGGUCCGGCCCCCACGGCCGGGGAUUCCCGGGGAGAGGCGGUGCGGGGACAUUCCCGGGGCGCGGACGGGGAAUCCCACGGUCCGUGGGGAAAGCGUCGCUCGGGGGGUGCGAGCGCGAAGCGCUCCCGAUGCUCGGGGGGGUCCCCGCGGGAGGGGCCGGUCCCGGUGCCACCCCCGCCGUGUCUCCUCCCUCCCGGCCGGUGCGAGGCGCCUGCGCUGCCCCGCGCCCGCCGCUCCGAGCCCAUGGCAUCUCCGGCCGUGGGGCCGUGCCCCCGCCCGCCGCCGCCCGCCGGGCCCGGCUCCGUGCGGCCCGCGGGGAGCCCCGGCGGGGCCCGGGCAGCGCGGCGGCUGCGGAGGCGCGGGGGAGCCCCGCGGCUGCUGCCCGACGUGCGGAGCAUCUUCGCGGCGCCGCGGGAGCCCCCCGAGCGCGGCCGCGGGCACCGCUUCGCCCCGCGGCUGCCGCGCCGGGGGUGGUGCGACCUGUGCGGGGAGGCGGUGCGGGAGCGCGCCCUGCGCUGCGACUACUGCAGGUACACGUGUCACCAGGAGUGUCGCAGCCUGAUCCAGCUGGAUUGCCGCCGGCCGGGGCAGUGCCAGAGCCAGCUGUCCCCGGAGAGCACCCUGCUGCCACCCCGCGGCCAGAAUGCCACGCAAACGGUAGAAGAGGAAAAGCCCAAGCCUCCCACCGUCCAGGAGAUCAAACAGAGGAUUGAAAAGUACAAUGCAAAGGUCACCAACUGCCUGUUGAUGAAACUGAACGACGAUGGGACGUACACGGGGUUCAUCAAGGUGCACCUGAAGCUGCGGCGGCCGGUGACGGUGCCGGCCGGGAUCCGGCCCCAGUCCAUCUACGAUGCCCUCAAGGAGGUGAACCUGGCGGAGAUGACGGACAAGAGAACCUCCUUCUACCUGCCCCUGGACGCCAUCAAGCAGCUGCACAUCAGCAGCACCACCACGGUGAGCGAGGUGAUCCAGGGGCUGCUGAAGAAGUUCAUGGUGGUGGAUAACCCGCAGAAGUUUGCGCUUUUCAAGGAGGUGCGGAAAGAUGGGCAAGUGCUCUUCCAGAAGCUCCCUCUCACCGAGUACCCCCUGUACCUGCGGCUGCUGGCGGGCCCUGACACGGAUGUGCUGAGCUUUGUGCUGAAGGAAAACGAAACGGGGGAAGUUGAGUGGGACGCCUUCUCCAUCCCAGAGCUGCAGAACUUCCUGAUGAUCCUGGACAAAGAAGAGAAGGACAAAAUCCAGCAGGUGCACAGGAAGUACGAGAGGUUCAAACAGAGACUGCAGCAGACCCUGAAAGAGGCCAGAGGCAAACCUGGAUAACCUUCAGGAGGCACUGGGCAUCAGACUAAGCUAGAAACUGUUUUUAAAUGAAAAGACUUCUCAGGACACCUUAGUAUUCAUUCUCCCUCUUCAAUCUUCUAUAAGGACUGGCUCCCAGCACCCCUAAAAUGAUCCUAUGGCAUUUUCUUCUUCUGAAACCUCUCCUCCCAGGACCAGAGCCAGCCCAAGAACGGGAAGGUUGUUUUAAAACAGCUCCAACAAAGCAAACACAGCUGCUGGCUGCCUCUCCAGCCCUGCCAUCCGUGGACAAUUCUCGGUGUGACACACCAGGACCCAUCUGCUGGCUGAAGAUUUGAGCAGGGCAGCUCCUGCUGUCCCUGCUCCUCCCAGCGAGCUGCUGGUUCCUGUUUGGAGGUGCUGUGGCCCACAGUGGCCUCGUGGCCCAGUUCUGGUUUCGUAAGGAGAGCACGGGGAAGGGGAGGAGGUUGUUGCACCAAACCACGUGGGUGUUGCAGCUCUAACCAAGCCCUGCGCUUGUUCAGGGCUGAGGCAGUCAGGGAAAUGCCAGGUUAGGACACCACUGCAACACCACAAAAUUUACUGUGAGUAAAUAUUAUUGCAGCUUGGAAAUUCCCAGGAAAAUCACUCAUUUUUAUUCUAUUUGACUUCUAAUUUUAAAGAGCUGAGUUACAGCGAAUGUCCUUGAUGCUUAGCUAAGUUAGCCAGUGUUUCUCCAGUUCUCUGUAUAGGAAUUGGGACCAUUCCUCUCCCAUAGGAAUUGGGACCUAUGUUUCCAGAAAUUCUGUUUGAAAAGUGUAAAGGGAUGGUUGGGGCACAGGCUUGGGGUUCAGUGUUGAAGGUUUAGCAGUACAUGUCCAUCAGAGGAACCCAGGGAAGGUCAAAAGCCCUUCACAAAUCAGAUUUUGAGCUGUGAACAUGCCUGGCCCCGUGGGAGAGGAGCCCCAUCCAGGGCUGUGUGUGGAGGUGGCACCAAGUAAGGGAAUUACUGUCCUUGGAUGCUUUCUGCUCACCUCACCUGUGCUUCCUCCUGCUCCUGGCAGUGCUGUCCCAGCGCUGCUGUCCCUGUCACACCCUCCCUGUGCCCUGUUCUCCCUCCCCACUCUCAACUGGUGCUGUCCUGCACGUCCAGGAAGCUUCCCAGGAUUUGCUCUCCCCGUGGAGUCAGGAGAGGAGAGCAGGUCUCUCCGCCUGGCUCAGGGCUCCCAGCACGCCGAGCAUCCCUCAGCGAAGUCCUGGGGCUGCAGGCUGGGUCCCUGCCCUCGCUGAGGCCCUGCAGGGAUCUCUGCUGGGCAGGGAAUGCUGCAGGGAUCCCAGGGCUGGGAAUGCUGCAGGGAUCGCUGCUGGGCAGGGAAUGCUGCAGGGAUCCCAGGGCUGGGAAUGCUGCAGGGAUCGCUGCUGGGCAGGGAAUGCUGCAGGGAUCCCAGGGCUGGGAAUGCUGCAGGGAUCGCUGCUGGGCAGGGAAUGCUGCAGGGAUCCCAGGGCUGGGAAUGCUGCAGGGAUCGCUGCUGGGCAGGGAAUGCUGCAGGGAUCCCAGGGCUGGGAAUGCUGCAGGGAUCCCAGGGCUGGGAAUGCUGCAGGGAUCGCUGCUGGGCAGGGAAUGCUGCAGGGAUCGCUGCUGGGCAGGGAAUGCUGCAGGGAUCACUGCCGGGCUGGGAAUGCUGCAGGGAUCCCAGGGAGAGCACAGGUCCCAGGUUUUUUACCCUCAGUGCUUCCCAGGGAGAGCACAGGUCCCAGGUUUUUUACCUUACGUGCUCCCUCCCGGGCACACUGCACACACCCAGGGCCAGCCCUGCCUGCUCACACCAGGGCAGGGAGCGGGGAAUGGCAGCGCUGGGAUGGAGCAGGGACAGGGUUUGUCCCUGUGAGCCCACUGUGGCUACUGUGAUCCCACCUGCACCCACACGGAGGGGAGGCAGCAGGUUGUUGGGGAAGGAGUCUAAAAUUUACCUCAGUGCCUUUUUUUUUCCCUUAAGUGUGAAAACUUUGCAUUUUGGGCUAAGGAGGAAGCUGUGCAGAGGCCUCGUCCCCCCUGUCCCCACAGCCCUGGUGUGACGAGGCCCUCGUGUCCGGGGAGGGAUGAGGAACUUUGUUUCUUUCUGGAAGGUGAUUGCUUGGGAUUUUUUUAUUUUUCCAGAUUUUGAGUCUGUUUGUUUCUAAACCUUACGAGAGUAACUGCAUCACUUGGAGCCCUCGGUUGGUGUGAGAGCCACUCUGUGCCAAGCUCAGUGGCAGCAGUGAGGGUUUGCUCGCAGGGCUCUGCACAGGAGCCCCCAGCUGUACUGUACUCUACACCCAACGACCUUUAACAACUGCUGGCUUGAACAGAGCAGCCCUUGCCGGCUCUGGGGCUGUUUGUCCAGCUACAAGCAGGCUUAGCACUUCACUUUUCGCUUGUGGAGUCAUUUCAAUACCGUUUGUCUGGUGCUUUGAGCCUUGACAGAACCCUAUAAAUACUUCAGUUCCACCGCGGGGAAGAAGCGCUGUAAAAACCGCCAGUGGUUCAGAGGGAAGAGCCACACGCUUGGUUUGGAAUCCCUUCUCUUUCUGAUUAAGAGUUGUGCAGGUUUUUUUUAAUUUUAUUUUUUGGUGAGUGUCGCCCCUCCCCUGCCAGCCCCAGCAUGUCUUUACAGUCUGUAGAAGGCAUGGCUUCGUAUGCAAUCACUGUGGAUGCUGCUGAAACCCUCCUGCCACCAGCAGGGCUCGCUCCUUUGGGUUUUAUUUUUAUUUUCAAUAGGAGGGGCAUCAGAAGAGUUGGUGGGUGCUGGAACUCCAAUUCUGGUGGGUCAGUCGAGCUGGUUUUAGAAGCAUUUGCCCCUUCUUUAAGCGCAAAUCCUGUUGGCAGUGCCUUUGGUUAGCAAUCGUCUCGCCUAGGUCGUGUGAGUUUAUUUUCCAUGGCUACUGUAAAACCUGUAAAAUUAUCUGUAUAGAAUGAAUAGUAGAGGCUAUGGCAAAGUGAAAUUCUAUUAUUUAUUUUUAUUACUGCCUAGUGAGUCUAUGGCAUUUUUAAAAAACGUCUUUCAGCUUUUUUUGAAGGUUCUGGAACUAUUUUGUUCAGAUGCAGACAUUGUAAGACCCAAUGAUAAUAAAACUGUCAGUAAUUAAAGAAA
Molecule: messenger RNA, 4571 nt
Organism: Prinia subflava (tawny-flanked prinia)
Lineage: Eukaryota; Metazoa; Chordata; Aves; Passeriformes; Cisticolidae
Gene: RASSF5
Product: Ras association domain family member 5
Exons: 6
Coding region: 16-1482 (488 amino acids)
Biological process (GO): signal transduction
Cellular component (GO): nucleus
Source: RefSeq, a predicted model, not a curated record